UAUUUUAUAUUGUUUUCCAAGUCAGCAUCCAAGAACAUUCAUGUAUUAAAGUAAAUUAAUAAUUUACUUUAAAUAAUUUACUUUACUUAAUUUUUACUAAAGUGAAAAAUAAAUGAUUACUCCACCUUAUUUGGUAUAUUUACCACAGAUACCAUUUCAUAUACUACGUUAUUCAAUGACAUGUGAUACAGGGUUAAACCAAAGCCUCACUCUAAGUUUGCGUUAUAGAAACAGAAAAGUUACUGUCUUGAAAUUAAGGUCUGCAGUUACACCUGACCACCUCAAGGCUGUACUUGGAAACAGGUAUAGAGGUGAAGUAAAUAAAAGAGAAUCUGUUUGUAGAUCAAUGAGAAAGUCUACACUGAACUGAAGGUAGAAAUAACAUUUGAUCAUAAUAAACUGAAUUCCACUGGAAAAUUCUAGAAAAAAGUUUGUAGAGCUGCAGCUUGUCCACUGCUGCCUCCUGUGGUUUGAUUUGCCAUUGAACUGAAUGAACGGACCAAUGGAAGCAGCAGUGGAUGACGAACUGUGGACCUUCAGUCAAUAAAUCCAUUUUGUUAUUCUGGACUUUGUUCUUAUUCAUCGAUGUAUUCACGUUCUAACUCUGUUGAAAACAUUGAUUAAAAACCUGUUUAUAUGUUGAAGACUUGAUCUUCAGCCAAAAUACUUUUUCUUCUUUUCUAAACAACCUGGCAACUGUAGAAGCAGAUCUGGCGUCCAUGUGUUAUACACAUCAGCAUCAGUGUAACGUGGUGCCUUACGUGCGCUGACCUUUCACUGACCUCUUCACAGCUACACUAACAAGCUCUUCCACAGUGAUUAAAGUCCCACAGGGACCCUGUUUUCUCCACUUCCGUUUGCUUUGACCUCAUUUUUAUAACACCCCCCACACAUACACACACACACACUUACUUUCUCUCCACCACAGUCACCCAUUUCAUGAGGACCACUUAACCAGGAGAAGAACUGAGGUCAAGAGUGUUUUCAGAACUGUGGCACCGAUAAUGGGUCGAUCCCUAAAACUGAGGUCAACAGGUCAAAGCGAUCUUUGUUCAACUUUUUAUUUCUUAAUUCAGGACCAAAUAUUUGGUCCAACUCUAUUUGUCUUCAUGAUUAUUCAAAUUAGUUCUUCAGCAUGAGUAAUUAGUGUCACCAAGUCCUGCAGGUCAUCUGCCUGUUGGUCUUAGUAUCAGUCCAGCGGUUUAUGCUUGGUCUUAGUAUCGUAGUGGUCUACACUUCUCUCUGGAGCAGAAUCCAUCACUCAUGGAAAAGGACAACAAUUCAUUAAAUAAGGGCUACAUGGUGGAAGAGUGGUUGGUGCUGUUGCCUUACUAGAGUUAAAUGUCCAAUUUUAGUAGGAUUGUGUAAAAUAAUAGCCAUGAAAAAAUGAAAUGAAAUGAAAAAUGAAAUUAAUUAAACAAUUAAAGUUUACAACAUAAAUAAUAAAUAGAAACAAGCUACCUCACAUGAUUUAAUAACCUUUGAACUGUUGCAAAGCCUCUGUCCACUAAUAUGGCAGCCAUUGGUAUGAGUCAGUCACUUGUCUUUUAAAUGGCAGACAUCUUAGAAUGGCACCUGUUGAGGAACACGUCUCAGCCAAUCAGCAUUCAGUCCACAAAAAAGCAGGAAAUGGGGAAAUAUGGCUACUGAGGACAAACGGCUAAGCAUGUUAGCUUUAAACUGCUGAUCAUGGACUACAGAGCUUGAAUGUAAACAUGAAGCUUGCAGCUCGAUUAUCGAAGACACGGGAGGUGAGGGACCUUUCUCACAGCUGCCUCUGUCCUCCAGGGCCUCCAGGUCCUCCUGGACGAGCCGGCUUUCCGGGAGACAAAGGCAGUAUGGGAGUUCCUGGCAGAAUGGGCUUGAAAGGACAAGCAGGGGAGAAGGGAGCGCCAGGAGAACCAGGUCUGUCCAUCAUCGGGCCAAGAGGACCUCCUGGACAACCUGGAACAAGAGGGUUUCCAGGCUUUCCAGGUCCGAUUGGCUUGGACGGGAAACCUGGACAAAACGGACCGAAGGGAGACUUGGGUCAGCGCGGUCUUAAAGGACAGCCAGGUGAACCUGGACCUAAAGGAGAGAAGGGCGUAUGUGGUGAUUACACCCAUCGGGAAAAUUUUGUGCAGGACCUUCCUCUGAAAACCCUGGCGGCCUUACGCUCCACUCAUUCUCUGAUGUUAAAGCAGGGCGAGCCUGGAGCGCAAGGACCCCCUGGGCCUCCAGGUCCUCCAGGACCGUCAGGAAACCCAGGAUUAAGUGGAUCACCGGGUAAACCAGGUGAACCAGGGAAACCUGGAAAAGAUCCCAGGCUUUUACCCGGACUGAAGGGUGAGCCUGGAGUUCCAGGACAGAAGGGUGACCGAGGAGACGUUGGCCUGCCAGGUCCCCUGGGGUCAAAGGGAGACAAAGGAGACCAGGGCGUUGAGGGAGUUGAAGGAAAGAGAGGCUUCCCUGGAGAGAGAGGCCAGAAGGGUGACUCAGGUUUCCCAGGAGCUCCUGGGUUAAAGGGUCAGGCAGGUGUCUCUGGUACCCCUGGUAUCCCUGGAAUUCCUGGGAAGAGGGGCUACAGGGGUGAGAAGGGCGAGCCCAGCAGUACAGCCCAAGGCAUCAAGGGAGAACCAGGAUCACCAGGACUUCCUGGACCAGUAGGAGUCAAGGGUGAUAAGGGCGACCAGGGAGUGAAGGGGGAGGAAGGACCUGAAGGCCCAGCUGGUCCCAGAGGUCCACCAGGUCCAACUGGAGAACCAGGAAAAGCUGAAAUCCAGAAUGAAAAUGAUAUUCGCAACAUCCCCCUAAUGGGCCCUCCUGGAUUACCUGGACCUCCAGGACCUCCUGGAGGACCUGGAGUUAAGGGUGAAGUUGGUCUACCAGGUCCACCAGGACUGGACGGCGAGAAGGGACCCAGAGGGAAGUCUGGAGAGCCUGGUCCUGCAGGUCCUGCUGGUCCUCAAGGUCCCAGAGGGGAAGACGGCGUCAUGGGAUUUCCAGGACCCAAGGGAGACAUGGGUCCAGCUGGAUCACCUGGUUUAGAUGGCCCUACUGGUGAAAAGGGGGCCACAGGGGCCCCUGGUCCCAUUGGAUUACCUGGCUCAAUGGGUUCUAAAGGGGAACCUGGAGAAACAGCCAGGGCAGAAAUGAUCUAUGGUCCUCCAGGACCUCCAGGACCUCCAGGACCUGUUGGACCAGCAGGAUCACAAGGACUUUUAGGACCUAAGGGAGAACCGGGUAUUGGGAUAAAAGGAGAAAAGGGAGCGUCGGGGCAAAAGGGCGACAAAGGAGACCGAGGUCAUCUAGGACUUCCUGGGGCUCAUGGGUUAGACGGCAGACCGGGUCCAGUGGGUUUAAUAGGACCAGCAGGUGUUUCUGGACCAGCAGGACCAAAGGGAGAGAGAGGUGAAAAGGGAGACGGAGGAUUACCAGGACCAACUGGGCCUCAAGGAAUCCCUGGAUUAGUAGGACCACAAGGACUUAAAGGAAACCGGGGAGAGAGGGGCAAGAAAGGCAACAGGGGGGCCAAAGGGGAUAAGGGAGACCAAGGAGCACCCGGAUUAGAUGCCCCCUGUCCGUUGGGAGAUGAUGGCUUGCCUGUACCAGGAUGGUGGAAUAAAUGACAUUAACUUUGGAGUGACUGAAGUGAUUGUACAUAGGAUAUUUAUUUUUUUACUUUAUCCCUAUUCUGUUAAACAUAAAAAAUUAAAAUGUUUUUAAUAAAACUAAAAAAAAUACAGCAUUUUUUGUACAGCUUGUUUCAUGCAUAUUACAGUGUGUUUUGGUCCAUUUUAAUACCUAUGCAUUAUUUUAAUGGUUGUAGAAGUUGAAGGUUGUACUGUUGCUUUACAUUUGCAUGAUAUUUGUGCAUCAUGUGACCUGGAUGAUAAUAAUAGUAAUAAUAAUAAGGCUUGUUAUUAACUUAUUGCAUUAUGAAGUUUUAGACCAUGCUGCACUGAGCGGUGGAGCUGGAACCGAUUGUGUUUUUAGUCUUGGGGAUGUCUGAGUUGAACUCUCCUCCUCCUGAUGAAACAUACAGGGCAUUGAUGCUGGUUUUGAUUUGAGGUUAGUGUUAGCAGAGCUACAGGAAGCUCUUUAAAGUCCUCACUCUGAUCAGACAGUAUUAAACCAAUAAUCAUGCAGAUUUAUCAAUUAUCAGAUUCACAGCUGUCCUUAAAUGAGUGAUUGUUGCUUUGUUUAAUUUCAUUUUACAACAACAGAUGUUCUUAAUGAACUGGAUUAACCACCAAUCUGCAUUAAUUAUCAGGGCUAAUAAGUCUGCGGUGUUGAUCAGGGUCUUAGACUCUGCAGAUCGAACAGCCAGAAGGGGGCACACUAUCUCUCGCUGUUUUUUAACACUACAACCAAAGAAGGACAUGAAUUAGAGGUGUGCGUUUUCCCCACACAUGAUUCAGUUUAGAUCAUUUUGGAAUUUUGAUUCAAACACAGUCUUUGCCUCAUGUAUCUUACCCUAUCUUUAAUCUUGCAUUUAUGGACAGUCUUAAAUUUUGGUAUUGUGCUUUGAAAAGUUCAGUGUUUAUGAACAGAAAUUUGUUGUAGACAAUCAUAGUGUGGUGGAGGAGGGCGUCGACCAUGACCUCAGAACUUGUUAUAAACUUUAAAGUUGUACAGCAGGAAAACUAAAAGUAAAAAGUAAGUAAAAAAUAUAUAUUUUUUGUUAAAUAUGCGUUAUUUUCUUCAGUUUCAGUUUAUUUCACUG
Messenger RNA from Cynoglossus semilaevis (tongue sole), 4705 nucleotides. RefSeq names its product collagen, type XIII, alpha 1 (gene col13a1). The coding region runs from base 1716 to 3608 and encodes 630 amino acids. The transcript has 43 exons. The record is from RefSeq and is a predicted model, not a curated record. NCBI's taxonomy places the organism in Eukaryota, Metazoa, Chordata, Actinopteri, Pleuronectiformes, Cynoglossidae.